AAGAAGGAAGCCCGCUGACAGCUUUGGAAUCGCUUGCGCGGCUCUAGGCGGCCCCGGGAGGCGCCGCAACUGAGGCGACCGAGGAGGAGGAGCGGGCCCUUGUGGGUUACCGUAGGCGGCUGAGGGGGCGGCCGGGCCCCGGUGGCGGCCGGGCCCCGGUGGCGGCCAGGUUGGGGGAAAGCCAGGGAAGCAGCUCUCCCGGGAGCCUCCUUCUGCAGGUACAGGAGAGAGUGAAGAUAGUCCAAGUCCCAAGAGACAGCGCCUUUCUCAUUCAGUCUUUGAUUGUACAGCAGCAUCCCCAGCCCCAUCCCCGCCUAUGCGGCCUUGGGAGAUGGCGACCAACAGGCAGCCACCUCCUGUUCGAACCAACCAAAAUCACUUCUCAGGGGAGCAGUGCAAUACACCUGCACGCAACAGAAGAAGUCCUCCUAGACGCCAGAGAGGUAGACGAGACCGCGUGUCUCGACAAAAUACAAUGAAUCAAGAUGAAAAUUACCACCAUCUCCCUUUUGGACAACAACAAGCAAUAGAGGAGCCUCGAGCUUUCCAUCCUCCGAAUGUAUCUCCUUGUAUGCUGCACCCAGCUGCUCAUCCGCCACAGCAGAAUUCAAUGAUGGUUGACAUACACGAGCAGAUCCACCAGGGGCCAGCCCCUGUCUCAUACACAGUUACUACAGUGGCACCGCAUGGGAUUCCACUUUGCACUGGCCAACAUAUUCCAGCUUGCAGUGCACAUCACGUCCCAGGAUGUUCCGUGGUUUUCAGUGGGCAGCCCAUUCCUGUCUGUAGUGUGCCUCCUCCGAUGAUUCAGGCGUGUUCCGUUCAACACUUGCCGGUGCCGUAUGCUGCAUUUCCUCCUAUUAUUCCCAGUGAACCAUUUCUUUACCAUCCACCUCAUGUUCCACAUCAUCAUCAUGCCCAUUUGCCACCACCAGGGCAGUUUGUCCCGUUUCAAGCACAGCAGUCAAGAUCGCCGCUGCAGAGAAUAGAGAAUGAGGUCGAACUGUUGGGAGAACACCUUCCUGUAGGAGGCUUUACCUACACGCCACCAGCCCAUCCGCCAACUUUACCGCCAGCGGCUCCUUUGCAGUUCAUCACACAUGAUCCUUUGCACCCGGAGGUGUCCUUUGGAGUACCGUAUCCUCCAUUUAUGCCGCGAAGACUCCCGGGACGUGGUAGAUACCGAUCUCAGCAACCUGUGCCACCUCCACCGUACCAUCCUAACCUGUUGCCCUAUGUGCUAUCAAUGCUUCCAGUGCCACCUGCAGUCGGACCAACUGUUAGCUUUGAACUGGAUGUGGAAGAUGGAGAAGUGGAAAAUUAUGAGAACAGUAGUAGAGUUGUCCUUGAAUUCGAAGAUGACGAUGACGACGGUGAAACUGGAUCCAUGAGUGCACUGUUGAAUCUGGCAGAAAGAUUGGGAGAGGCUAAGCCCCGAGGACUAACAAAAGCAGAUAUUGAGCAGCUUCCGUCUUACAGAUUCAAUUCCAACAACCACCAGUCAGAGCAGACACUGUGCGUAGUGUGCAUGUGUGAUUUUGAGUCCAGGCAGCUUCUCAGAGUCUUGCCUUGUAGCCACGAGUUCCAUGCCAAAUGUGUCGAUAAAUGGCUCAAGGCAAAUCGUACCUGUCCAAUCUGCCGGGCUGAUGCUUCGGAAGGGCAUCGUGAUUCCGAGUAACCAGCUGAAGAGCACAAAUCUCAUCUAGGUGUUCCUUGUCACCUGUACUUACCCAUGUGGUUUCCAGCCUUUACACAAAAGGGUCAAUGGACCUUCCUUUGCACUGUGUGAUUUAACCAAUUAUAAAGCUUAUAGUCUUCACAACUAUGGGAUUGUUUUACUAACGGUAUGAUUGGAACUCCAAAGACUUUUCUUUAGCUUAAUUUUGUGUGUGCACUAACAUUCCCUGGUUUUUGUGUGAUCAUUCCGAGUGUUGCUGCAAGAUUACAGUGGACGUGAUCUUUUAGCAUGUGCUUUUAUAAAAAAAAAAAAAGAAAAAAAGUGGUAGCUCGAAACCGUAUAGCAAUCUACUUUAUAUAGAGCCUUCAGAUACUGUGAGUGGAAAUGAAAGGAACGAAUGCGCAUCUGUGGCGAUGCUGCCCUCUACAUGGGCGUGUGCGUGUGUUGUGGGUGGGUGGGUGGGUGCGUGCGCGCACAAGUGCUGGUGAGAGAAUGUCGUAGCGAAUGUAUUUGAGAACCUAUAUACCAGCAUGUACUGAGAAUGUAUGUGUGUGUGUGGGGUGUUAACUACGCUGCAACGUAUACUCUUAUGUGUUAUUUAAGCAGUACUAGUACUGUACACUGGUUUCUUUCCUUGGGUUUGCAGUUGCACACUGAAUGCUAAGGGUGCAGCAAUUUUAGGCAUUUAAUGUUCUCCCCUUCCCUCCCGCCUUUGGUUUACCUAAUGUUAUAUGGUCCACAUCAUUUUUCUUCAGACGACUAUUAAACUUUCCCCUUAACGGUAAUUUUGAAUGCCACUUGAGGGGUAAAAAGAGAGUGCAUCAAACUCUAAAUGCCUAGACCCAAUUCUUAGCAUCUGAUAUUAAAAAAAAAAAAAUGAAGGCUUGCUGUUUACCCAUAAAAUACUGCAAGCUCACCUCUUCGGUUAGCAAUAUUAAUGUUUUCAUUCAGUAUUUAGAAUGUUUCCCUUUCAAGGUGUUAGCUUAGUUGUUUCAUAACAAUCACAAGAUUUUCAUAGUUAGACUUUUAUUAUAGUUGGAAGAUGUUCAAGUAAUAUAUUCCUGAUCAGAAAUGGUGUUCAAGGGACAUCUCAGUCCAUGUAGCCUAACACCGUGUAUUUGGUCAGCGUCUUUAACCGGAAAAUAAUUUGUAAACCAACUCUCGCUUUAAUGCACCACCUGUAUUCUUUAUAUUGUUGGACAAACUCUCGUGUAAGCAUUUAAAUGGUUAGAAGAAAAUUUCCAUUUAUUUUUCUGCAGAUUCAUUUCCCAAAUUCAAAUUCUGCAAAGAGGUCUAGCUCUUCCUCAGUAAGGAAAUGCCCUUAGAAAACCACUAUAAGCCGUGGUCUGGAUGACUUAUAUACUAUGACACUUUCUCUCCCUUCGACCUUAGGUGAUCCUGUUUUUGUUUUUUUGAGUGUUUGUUUUUUUUGUUUGUUUUUUUUGCAUGAAUGAGUAAAGUGUAAUACAGCCAGUGUCCAGAAUACUCGCAGUGUAAGAAAAGACUAUGUUCUUGCACAAGUAAGAACAGAUAAUGCUGUGAAACGGGAGUUAACCUCCAUUCAAUUGACCUGAAUAAUAUUAUAAUUGCUGUUUUGUUGGGGGAAAAAAGGGUUCCUUUAAUGUAUUUAAGAUUGUUUAAGGUCUGUUUUCCAGGAGUGUGUUUAGGUCCACAUCUGUACCAAGAUUAUUCGAGAGAUGCACUUUUUUUUUGGCAUCACUUUGCUUCUUCGUACAUUUAGUGUCAUUACUUUGAUUGCAAUAGCACAAGUGGCACAAUUAGCAAUAUUGCUACAACUUGCUGCUGCCAGUCUCAGCUUUAAUUUCAUUCCGUGUCAUAACUUCUGAUGCUUUUGUAUGCUGCUAUGCUUUAGUAUCAGUUAUAUUUUCAGACAGUGUUAAUGUGUUCUCCAGUGCUGCUUGCCCUUCUUGGAAGGCUCUACAGAAAAAAAAAUCACAGCUUGUGGUUCAGUAAAAGAAAACAAAAGCACAAUGUAGCCCAUAUUUCAGACACUAUUGCCUCUGCCUAGUUAAUACCUCUAGAUAGGAUUCACGGUUUUCUAAUCUCGUCCAUAUUUUAGUCCUUGAGUCAAAAGAUAACAUCUAUCCUAUGAUUUUUUCUAGCCCAAUAUAGCUUUCUCUGCCCUGAAAGUGCUGAAGAAUGGAAUUAGCAACCUGGUCAUGAGCCACUAAACAAAUUAAAUCCAUAGAAUAACCUUUAUUUUUUAAAACUAUUAAAAGAAUGUUAACAUUGCAUAUGCCACCUGUCUUAUACUCAGUAUCUUUUAUAUGGCUGCAAAAAAAAACAAAAACCUUUCUACCUGUAAAGAUGGAACAUAACACUACUCCACCCAGUAUUCACUUAAAGAAGCAUGCAAAGUAAAGCACUUUUUCUCAUUUAGAUAGAAAUACAUAAUUAGGUCACAUUUUACUAAUAUCUAGGAAAAGUCCUUUUUUUCUCAAAUUGGAAAAUUAUUUGUGUAUCGUCCCUAUUUCUAUGAUGUUCUGUGAGGCAGUUGGAGAUUUCGAGGCAGUAGGGUCUAAUUUGGGAAAAUACUGACUUUAAUUGUUGCACUCUUGUGGCUUAUCUCUUUUGGAAUGUUUCUUUUGUUUGCAUGGGACUCUUGCAGAUGUGUGCAGACUUGCUUCCUGUGGUUAGUGUGUAUAAAAGGCACACAUGCAUGUGUUCUGAGCCAGUUCAGGCUGGCUACAACUGAUACUUUCCAGUUGUGGCUGUCAGGAGGAGAGGAAGGGAAUUGAUUUGUCGCUCAGUUGUUACUGCCAUGUGUUGUGCACAUUUAUGUGUCUUAAUUUCACAGCCUGCAGUGGUGGCUGAUAGCACCAGAAUCCAGUAUGGUUUUGUGUCAGCCAUCUUCCUCCUCUUCCCUGCACCACCAUCCCCUGCCCUCUCCCGCCCAAAAAAAAAACAAAAAAAAACAAAAAACAAAAAAAAAACACUGUUGGCGUUAUCAUAUCGGCACUGCUAUGUUUUUGCAUGAAUUGUUCAUUGAAUUUGACUUUGUUUUGUUUUGAAAACUGAUGUCAAGACCUCUAGAUAUCUUCAAGAUCUUAUUUGUUGAUUGUCUUUACGGAAGGUUUUUUUGGGCAGUUAGGGAAUUUGUUAGUAUAUUCAGGUUUUGUACAAUCUCUUAACUGUGAUUUGUUAAAAUUGCAUCUCUUGUAAUAUUUAGAAUGGAAACUACAAACUCAAUUUUACUUGUAAAAACCUGUUUUUGACAGCGAUAUCUUGAGGCCUUCAUUUAAAAAAAAAAAAAAAGCUGGUUUUUUCCUUUUGGUACAUUCAGUUACCUCAUUUUGCUAUUUGUUUCAGAUUUGCAAAUGAUUAUAAAAAUGUAUGGAUUUUGUUAUAAUUUUUAUUUGUUGAGUGUUUUCUUUAAACCAUUCUUGUAUCAUUUAACAUAUAGUUUUAAAUGUAUUAUAUCUGUAACCAAAUCAUUUGAAGGCUUGAUAAAUUUUUAACAAAGUUUGUACAUUUUUUAUGAGAGUUACUAGUAAUGCUUUACUAAGUAGUGCAAUGAAUUUUUAUUUUUAAUCCCUGUGCCCAAUUUUGGAGUUGAGAGGGUUGUUCAGUAAUAAAUGUAUGUUGUUCAGUUAAA
Molecule: messenger RNA, 5294 nt
Organism: Ornithorhynchus anatinus (platypus)
Lineage: Eukaryota; Metazoa; Chordata; Mammalia; Monotremata; Ornithorhynchidae
Gene: RNF38
Product: ring finger protein 38
Exons: 12
Coding region: 317-1678 (453 amino acids)
Source: RefSeq, a predicted model, not a curated record